GCCAGGAUGCUGCAGUCAGACCAGGGGAAGGUCUCUGCUCUGCCACAAGCAGGCCAAUGUCACAAGCGUGACAGAGAGGGCAGGCUGCGAGGGGAAUGAGGACAGACGCUCAUAGAUAGGAGGCAUACCCAGCCUGUGAGCACAUGUGAUAGAGAGCUUCUGCCUUGUUUUCUUACAGAGGAAUACAAAGUAUAAAGAUGGCAGAUACUUCUCUGCAUGUUGCUUUUGUUGGAAUUGUUUCGCUGCAACAGUCAGAGGAUAUUUGUAAUUGAGUCUGUGAUAAUACAGGUCUUGAUCCCAACGAUCAUAUCAUACGUGGAUUCACAUGGGCUUGCUUCAUGCCUCACUCCAACAGACCAGCCUUUGACAGGCAUCAGACAAGCUGCACCUUGUGUGAUAAAAUGCUAUUUGUGUUGUGUUAUUGCAUAUGUCCCUGGCGUGGUCUAAGAAGCCUAGGGGUUGGAGGCUAGAGCAACGGGUCAAAAAGUCCAGAGACUGAGGUCAGCUGCUAUUCAACUGUGUCUUAUUUUAACCAGGUUAUGUGGCAGGAGUGCAGGGGAGAAGCCGGGGCUAAGUGAAAAUGCCAUUCAUUCCUGAAGAGUCCCUGGCCUCGUCAAGGUCCCCCGUGUGAGAUCUGCAAAGCCAAAAGGCGCCACUGACAGAACCACAGCCAGGCCCUGGACAGACAUCCCAAACAUCCACAGUCACGGAAUGUGUCAACAUCUAUGUGGUGAAAUCACGCUGACUUCUCACUUGCUACUCACAUAAGCCUGGAGCUGGGCCUUCUGGGAUCUUACGGUGUUUAAAGGCAUACAGCAAUGCCUGGGAGGCCCACCUGCCCCAGAUUGCCUCAAAAUAUGGCUGCUGUUUUGUCACAGUGCUGACUGUGCCCACUACGGAGAGGGAUCACAUCCGGCCAGUGCAUCCUUCAGCCCCCUGCAGACUCACUGUGUGCAAUUUCCUGCCCUCUUUUUGUUAUUUAGGAAGUACAUGCCACUGUCAACCAGAUGACCUAGUGGACAUUUGUUUCCCAGUAGCCGUGCUUAACCAUACAAGGGGAUCUUAGUAUUGAACAUGACUCAUGGGGAGGAGCCUGGCCCUGAGACACACAAGGAUUCAGCUGUUCUAACUUAUCUGGAAGGUUUACUGAUGCAUCCAGUGGUGGCCGGGCCUGGGGCCACGGCAAGCGGGAGGUCUGAGGCUGCCCACAGCAACCAGGAGCAGGGUGACAAGGUUGUCGGGCCCUACCAACUGCCCAACCAUGGCCCCACAGCUCCAAAGGCUGGAACCAACGGGCCCACACUAGGUUCUUCACAGCACCUGAAAAAGGCCCGCCUACUGCGCUCUGGAGCCUGGAAUGAUCCGGGGAACCAGCGGAUGAGUUCCCCCCCAGUGGAACUGAAUGGCCAAGGGGGAGCCCUGCAGAAUGGAGCGCUAGAGGGAUCUCCUCAUGCUGGGGAGAGCACACUGUUGGCUUCACUGCUUCAGUCAUUCAGCUCACGGCUUCAGAGUGUGGCAAUGUCUCAGCACUCUAAUAAGCCCCCCAGUGAGUGCUCCUCUCCAUCCAAGGCACCACCUGCAGACAAAGACCCACUUCCUGUGUAUGGGACAGCCUCAAACCGCUUGAAGGGCCUAAUGAGGAAAAGCAAACUUCAAAACCACAGCAACACACCUUACAGUCGACGGGGACACAAUCAGGACAGGCCCCCAGAAUCACCUCGGUCAGCACAUAGCGCCACACCUCCCUCUGCUCCAACAGCUGCUGAAUCAGUAUCCUGUGCGGAGCGUCUGAAGGCGGUGGCCAACAUGGUUAAAAUCCGUUCUAGUCCAGCACCUUCACCCAAGCCCAGUGUGGCCUGCAGUCAACUGGCACUGCUGCUGUCCAGUGAAGCCCAUCUCCAGCAGUACUCCAGAGAGCAUGCGCUCAAAGCUCAACUCUCAGGAAGAUCUGCCAGCGAGAGACUAGCUGCCAUGGCAAACCAGCAGCAUGGCCAGGACAAAAGGCCACCGAGUGUGGGAGGGACUCUGCCUGGAGCCCAAGACACCCUAAGCUCCUUAACAACCCAAAAUGGAAUGACAGCAACAAACACAAUAACAACAACACUCUCUCGGACAGCCCUGACGAGUCCACAGAGCCCCUCUUUGCUGCGUGGCCACAGCCAAAGCUCCCCAGCAACUCCCCCACAUGCUCCAAGCCACACUCACAGCCAACCACCUAGGGAGAAGCGAGGCUUUGACUCACGUCCAACCCGUCCCCCCCAGACCUGCAGCAGCUUGCUGCUCUUGCUACUAAACAACCACAACAACCAGAAGCAACUGACCAAGAAUGGGCACCUGGAGGAUAGCUGUGGCAUUAUGCCACCAAGCGGAUCCUCUUCAGUCACAUCGGACAGUGAGUGCUCCACCCAGGAGAGGAGCCUGACCAAGGACAGCAGUGAUGCAGAGAGUUCCUACUCGAGUUGCUCUCCCAUUGACCUCUCCAUGAGAAGACGGGCCAACACACAAGACACAGGGCCCAAAACUACAACCCCCUCUUCCUCUUUUUCCUCAUUAUCCUCUUCCACCUCUACCCUCUCUUCUUCGACCACAGUGUUUUCCUCCACCCCAGUUGCAUUCUCUCCACCAGCUUCAGCUCAACCCUCCACCACAACCUUUUCACCAUCCUCUACCAUUGUCUCCUCUGUUUCCAAUGCUAUUUCUUCAUCUUCUUCCUCCUCUAUCUCUACCUCCUCCCUGGACAAACUAACAGAAUCUUUAAUAAAUAAGUGGAAGCCAGAGCCAUCAGGAUCAAAGUUGUCCAAGAACACGGAGUCUGAAAUGAGCCCAGACCUAAAAUCCCACCCUAAGGUGACACUUAUGCAGCUUCUUCUGGAGCGCAGAAAUAAUGAGAUGGUUAAUAAAAGCAUAGGUAACCAAGAUUUGCCACUUGAUAUAACAAUGGCCAACAUGUCUCGAAGCCAACCAAAGGGAUUGGUACCCUGGGAGGGGACCAGGACAAAAAGCCCCACAGAUAGGCCUGUAGCCCCAGCCCAGCCCCUGUACUCACUUAGUCGUGACCCUAGCGGUGCACUAUCCCCAUACUCCUACCCCUCCCCCCACGUCCAGUCCAGCCCAUUGGACUUGUGUAAAUCUAAAACCUUUCCUGCUGAGAAGGCUUCAGAGCCUGCCUUCAGUGCCAGUAAACUGUUGCAGAAUUUGGCUCAGUGUGGCACAGCUUCAUCCUCCCCACCCAUCCCCUCCAGCAAAGGGCUGGGCCAGGAGCUUGAUGCCAGCAGGCCCCUUGCCCUAUUGGAAAGGCUCAAUGCUCCAAUCCACAGGACCACCACCACUCCACUCUCGGACAGACCCUCAGGCAGUGGCACACCUUUCAGUCGGAAGGAAGCUUCUCCUCCUUCAUCACAGAUUGAGAACCUUCUAGAGAGGCGCACAGUGCUGCAGCUCCUUCUAGGAACAGGCUCAGCUACUGCUACAGUCAGCCGCAAAGAUAAGUCCAGUGGUAGGAGGAGUGUGGAGGUGGCAGGGGCAUGCUAUGAGAAGAGCCCUGGUGCUUCCAACAUCUGUGACACUUUCAAUGGGCCCCCUUUGGACAUAAAGGUCAAAACAGAGAUCACAGAGGGGAUGGGGUCGUCCUCUGCCAUGUCUGAGGACUUGAGUGGCAGAAAAAGACCUAGUGGCUAUGAGAAGAAUAGCCCCCUGUCAGAUUCUCAGCAGGACUUAAAAACAGAACCACAGCCUGCAGAGGUCAUAGCAAAAUAUGGCCUCCUCAGCCAGCUGCUUAAACAACAGACUGCUACCUACUAUACCAGUGCUGCUAUGCAGGCUGAGUCACAACCCCGGCAGGUUAAAGAGGAACAGAGGGACUACCCAAGCCCCAGUCCUAAGAAGAGACGCCUCUGCUCUGAUCAGAAUGAUAGUUUGAAUAAUACCAGCUCUCCAAGAGCAGUGGACAGUGGUGACACAAACAUUUUUGCCAAUUCUGUUGUUCAGGAAGAGCCUGACCAGCAAAGGAGUCUGAAGGAAGAGGACGCUCCAUCCAGGAGCCCACCAAGUGAGACACUCACCAGAGAGAGUCGGGGCUUCAAUGUGCUUAAACAGCUGCUGCUCUCUGACAACUGCCUGAAGGAGCUGUCCCAGCAGCCCCGGGGAGCACCUAGUCCUUCCGUCCUACAGGCCAAUGGCAAGGCCAACGGCAGCAUUCUCAGUCAGCCUGCCCAUAAUCACAGCUUCCACCACCUGCCUAGCUGGCACCCCCAUGGUUCCCUCAACUCAGGGCUUCAGAGUACUCUCAGACCGCUGCCCACCCCCCCUACAGGUGCCAGCCCUAUCCGCACCGCCUGGAGCCGCCAUCCAGUUACAUGGCCUGUCACUCAAAAACGGGACCCCCCUACUCUAGUCAAACAGGAGCCUGAGAGCCCUGUGCGAUGGACUGGUCAGGAGAAUGAGGAGGAGGACGAGGGGGGUGACUCAAACCCGGACUCUCCCCGGCUCUCACGUUCCAACCCCAUCCUGUAUUACAUGUUGCAGAAGGGCAGCAUUCAGUUGAGGAAGGACGUGAGGGAUCAGGCAGAGGGGACCCAGUCUGUGGUUAGAGUUAAAGAAGAGCCAAUCAGUGAAAUGCAUGCCUAUGAACACAGUCUGAGCUCCACCCCACAGUCACCAACCCACAAUGACAAGCACAGCCAUGAGAGCCAGGGGCUGAGCCAAUCAUCUGAGUAGAAGUUGUAUCAACUACAGAAAAACAACAAGCUGAAAUCGAAUUCAUUGAUUAUGUUUUUGUCUUUUUAAUGACUUGCCAAAUUGGUUUGAUGAGACAAAUAACAUAGAAUGCAAAAAUGAGUUUGUUUGUUUGUUUGUUUGUUUUUUUUGUUUUUUUUCAGUGAAAUAGAGCAAGUUCAGAUUCAAAUACUUGCAUUGCUUUCAAAAUUUUCAGCAGUGAGGUCAUGGAAUGGUACAAAACAGGUCUACCUUACAAAAUGUCUAAUUGAUAAAAACAAAAGUACACAACUGUCUCAAAUUUAACCUUUACCAUCAGUGCUUAUCAUGCAACACAUACUUAAUUUUGUCAGUUAUGAAUUCCUCCUUUACAAUUUGGUAUUGUUUCACACUUAUUAUUUGUACAAUUUGGUCUUGUUUUAUACUUAUUACUUGUAUCUGAAUUGCACACAUAUCACUAUUCCAUGUCCUCUUUGUUGCCUGCCCUAAAACAUUUAGAGAGAACAUUUCAAGCGACAUUGAUUAUUAAUGUCUCCAAAAAUGUUAUUGCUCAGUUCAGUGGACAUUUAUUUAUUUUCUCCAUCAGAAAAUUUUCAGAUGGACAGAAUCCCAUCAAUUUUAGAUAAGAUUCCAAAUAAAGUCAUUCUAGAGCAGUCACAGCAGUCUACUACAACAAUGUACAUGAUACAUUCAUGUGAAGGAGGACAUUGAAAACAAUAUCCACACUGCAGUAGCUUUGGUGAAGAUCCUACCAUGAUGAAUGCUCUGUCUUGCUUUUCCAUGGUGUGGUAUAAUUACCAAUGAAACAAGAAUAUAUCAGCGGAAGUUUGAAUAGUCACAACUCAUUGUAUUUUGCUUUUAUUCCAAUUGAAUUUUUAAGGCCAAUAUUCGACAGUGCAAAUUCAGGAUAAUGUGUUUGCAGAAUGUGCAGUUUUGAGCAGAUGGGUCAACAGAGAGUGUGUGGUGCUUACAGUUGAGCAACUGUGUGUAAACAGGUUUCUAGAGCAACAGUUAAAAGGCUGCAGUGUCAGAAACUUAUCUUACCAUCCUGGGUAAACCCACACCAAUUUUUUUCAUGCACACAAAAAUAUUGAGUGUGAAGCACAUGGCUUUUUCUUUUCAUUUCAUAUAAAGGAGCACCCAGAGGUUGCACUAUCAAAGCUGAGUUCUCUGUGUCCUUUUCAGAACAAUUUAAUGGCAUGUAAUAAAAAAAAUGUCAGUAUUGUUAUCUGUUGAGAAUUUGACAGUUUGUGAUUUUUUUUUUUUUUUUUUUUUUUUUUUUUUUUUUACAUCAUUUCUUAACUGUUGUGGUUUAUGGACAUCUUUUAUCUUUGUGGCAGUCUCUUAACCCAUAAAACGUCAAAAGAAUUGCAUGAUAAUAAAGAGAAGACCACAGGUACAUCUUUGUUUUCAAAGCAGCUGGAUAUGUGUACCUGCCCCCCAAUAAUCACCAAGACAUUUUGGUGUCUUGAGGGAUAUCUGGUAUCUAGCUCCUUAUUUUGAUUGUACUGUAUUCUUUUCAGUUAUUUUCACACACUGCUUUAUCCAUUUAGUCUUGUGAUCUUUUAAUACACAUACCUAUGAAGUACGUCUCUUCAAUUAUUAAUACAUUUUCACAACGGUUAAAUAUAUUUGUGUAAAUAGUACUUUCAGUAUGAAAGAUGACUAUUUUGUAAUGUUUAAGAAAAGAUAUUACCCUAGUUUUUAAUGCCCUGAUAUGUAAAUAUGAAUUAUAUGCGUACAAGUGUACAUACAAAGGCAGAGGAUGCUAUGCCCAUCUUUUUUUGGUUGGUUUGCUCUUUGCAUGUAUCUCUAUGUGGUAAAUGAUAAUCUAUCCUGCGCUGUGUUGUGUAAUAAUGUCUGACUCUCCUCACUGCUGCCUGUUGCAUGCAGACGCAUGGGAACUACCUGUGUAUCCCUACUGGUGAUGGGGGAAAAUGUCAAGUCUUAAAAUAGGUCUUUUUUAUCACAGAGAGAGGUUCGUUUAGAAUAUGAACAGUCUCUAAAUAACCACAGACUGUUGAGCAAGUUGAUAAAAAUGUGUGAAAAAUAAACGUGCAUUGAAUAUUUUUGUGAUUUUCUUUUCUGUUACUGGUUAACAAAGCUCUGUUGAAGAGCUUGGGGCUAUAGUGGGGGAUUGACGUACAAUCAUAGAUCUGCAUUGUGCAUCUAAGAAAAACAUUUGUAGCAGCAAAUAUAAAAAAAGAUGUUUCAUUUUUUCAUGUGAAGACCUGAAACAUUGUUUCAUUUUUUAUGUUUUCAUUUUUGGUGUUCAUUUGCACUGAUAUCUCAAAAAUAAAGUACUAA
Xiphias gladius (swordfish) is the source of this 7020-nucleotide messenger RNA. It is a transcript of the gene nrip1b, whose product is annotated as nuclear receptor interacting protein 1b. The record is from RefSeq and is a predicted model, not a curated record. Lineage: Eukaryota; Metazoa; Chordata; Actinopteri; Istiophoriformes; Xiphiidae. Gene Ontology annotation, cellular component: nucleus. Gene Ontology annotation, molecular function: signaling receptor binding; transcription coregulator activity. The transcript is spliced from 2 exons. Bases 1075 to 4716 code for a protein of 1213 amino acids. Gene Ontology annotation, biological process: regulation of transcription by RNA polymerase II.